UAUGGCAAGAGAUUAUUUAUAAAGACAAAACUCACUUAUAAGAGGAACAAGUUUUAUUUCCUAAAAUGAUGAGCCUUAUAGGCCUCCGUAAUUAUAAAAAUUUACGUACAGGAUAAUAUCAUAAUUAGAUCUAAUUUAGAUGAGAUUGGUAAUGAAUAUGAUUACAGACCAAUACCUUUUAGUAGAUAAACUUCCAAUUUCUUCUUGUAUGAUCCUCUAACUCCCUUAGGACCAAGAAGAUCAAUUACUCAACAAAAUAAUCCUCUUCCGCUAUUAUCAUUAUAAUCUCAAAAAUCAUAGAUAAUUGAUACAAAAUAAAAAUAAGAAUAGAGACCAAAAGAUUUAGAAUAAAUGUCUUAGGAAGAAUCAGAUAUAGAAGAAGAUAGAGUAAAAUAAAAAAUAAAAAAAUAAUAAUAAUAAAAAGACAUCAAAAGUAGAGAGAUACAAAAAAAAAUAAAGAAAAGAAAUAGUGAAUUAGAAUAAUAACCUUGUUUUUGUAGAAAUAGUGGUUGUUUAAAAAGAUAUUGUAGAUGUUUUCAUAGUGGAAGAAUGUGUUUAAAGGAUUGUUAAUGUGUUGAAGGUUGUUUGAAUAAUAAUGAUCAUUUAGAAGAACGUAAUAAUGCAAUAAAACAUGUUAAUGAGAAAUGUCAUAGAAAUAAGAAUGUUCCAAAGGAUGCCUUAUUUAAACUAAAAGAUUGUUUUGGUUGUAAUUGUAAAAAGACUAGAUGUUAAACAGGUUAUUGUGAAUGUUUUUUGAGAAAAUCAAAAUGUACAAUGGAUUGUUAAUGUGAAAAUUGUGAAAAUGGUUUAGAUGAGGCAUAUUUGGAGAGUCAAUAGAAAAGAAAGAAUUAUAGAGCUAAAAAAAAAUGAG
Molecule: messenger RNA, 871 nt
Organism: Paramecium pentaurelia
Lineage: Eukaryota; Ciliophora; Oligohymenophorea; Peniculida; Parameciidae
Source: the annotation of a GenBank genome assembly